This is a messenger RNA of Loa loa (African eye worm), 221 nucleotides long. RefSeq lists its product as hypothetical. The annotation marks the transcript as partial. NCBI's taxonomy places the organism in Eukaryota, Metazoa, Nematoda, Chromadorea, Rhabditida, Onchocercidae. The transcript has a single exon. The record is from RefSeq and is a predicted model, not a curated record.
GAACACCAUUGGAUAUUUCUCAACGAUUACAAUAUCAUAAUUAUACAACAUCAUACAACAAUGAACAAUAUGCUGCAACAAUAACAGCAACAACAAUAACAGCAACAACAACAACACCGACAACAACAACAGCAACAACAACAACAACAAUAAUAGCAACAAGUGCUGGAACAUUAAACAUUCCUACAACAACAUUUACAAAAAGUGUUGCUCAAGUUUAA